UCUUAUAUUUUUUCUUUUGUAAUAAAAACUUGCAUGUCAUUGGUCAUUCGUCACUUGUACAAACAUGGUUUUACUGGUGUGCAUUAAUUAAGUUUACAUUUACAUACAUAGGGAACAUUUAAAUACUGUGUUUUUUCUUUCAUUCAUCAAGACUAUGAUUUUUAAUUAAAAAAAAAUUUAAAUACAAACAAAUUGGUUUUAACUUUUAGCUUACAAAUAGGUAUAUCUUUUCCGAUUGACUUCUACCCAUUUACCCUACAUUUUAUUUUAUUUUUUUUUUUUUAAUAAAAUACACAGACAUUUGUCCUAGAAUCUUGAAAAUAUGUUGAUGAAUUUCUCGAGAUUUUUCGAACCACUUUAUAGACAAAAGAAUUGGCAGCCGUACUCGCGCAAAACACACAUGUUUGUAAUUUCUAUAGUGCCGUUUUAAUUCAUUGUAAUGUAUUGUAAUGGUUAAGUUUUGCUAUUGGAAUACUCUCAAAUAGAAUUGAGUCGAUUAAGCUGAUCGAAGAUGGUUAAAUUUUAUUAACGUUACAGCCUUCCGGGGGAGACUGGGGGGCUAUAUGCGAGGAAGGUAUCGAAAGGUGUGCCACGUACGUCUGAUCGCGGUGGCGUCGAUUUCGUCGGCCGCGAUCCGCAACGCCCGCCACGGUCGAUAACGGUGCGGUGGAAACGCGUCGACGUUGCCGUAAUCCCGCGCACACGCUCAGGGCGGACGCGGCGCGCGCGACGAUGUCGCGUAGCAACACGUGAAUUCCGACACCGACGGGUCCGACGCCCGGAGGCCGGCUUGGCAACGUCGCGGCGGCGGCGGCGGCGGCGGCGCGAAUUCCGCAUUCGCCGUCGGGUCGAGGGGUGUAGUAUCUCACCCGAUGCGGGAACCAGCUGGAACGUGUUUACCGGUGUCCGCGCAUCUGAUGACGUUUAAUUAUCCGAAGGAACGUCUCACGGGAGAAGUCAACGGGGGAUACUUCGGGGCUGUAUGUCGUCCGGGUUGCCCUUCGUGUUAUUCGCGAGAGAGACGGCAAGGUCGAUCUCAACGUGUAGAUUGCGCGAGAUCUUUAUACUCGCUCUGCCGCACCAAAAUAUAUCUUCCGCGAGUCGUCGCUUUUUAUUUUUGAAACUCCCUGCUGGGAUGAAGCUGCCCGUUGCCCCCCCUCCCACCACCUCUCAUUUCGAUACUCUUGCUCUGUCGUUACUUCUUUCACUCGGGGAACUUCGCCCACAUCCGUACUUAUUCCCGAGAAGAAAAUCUUCAUAUCAAAAUGGAUCAAAUUAUAUCAGAGCAGAUCUAAUUUUACAGACAGAUUGAUAGAAUUAAAUCUGAAUAGGGCAUAUUUAGUCGGAUGUAUUUAGAUUUGAUUGGACUUUCGUGGGAAACAAUCUCUAUGUCAGAAUAUAUCAAAUUAUAUCGGAGCAGAUCUAAUUUUACAAACCGAUUGGUAUAAUUAGAUCAGAAUAAGUACGGGACAUUUCCGAUGAGAUUUAAAUAGAGCUGAUUGGACUUUAUUACAUAUAUUAGCACUUAUUGUAUUGAUAUAGUAUAAUAUUUUGUAUAUUUACAGUGUUGGAACGAUUAGUCUCAAAUUAUAAAUGCAUUAUGUUCAAUAUGAUCAAUAAACAUUCGGUCUAAAUGUUAAAUGAAUGUUAUAUAAUAUAUUGUAUUCAUAUAUAAUUAUUAUUGUAAUUUGUGAAUGAUAGUCGACAUUAUAAAUCUGCGAAAUAUAUGUAUAUAUUAUACACAAUUGAUAUGAUUAUAUAUGAUAAUUCUAAUUUAGUUUAAUCUAUUUUGAUAUAAAAAUUUUCUCUCGCAUUAAUGUAUUUCGCCAUCUCAAAGAGCGUUUUUUUUCUUUGCUUUAGGGUCGGUUGUUCCAACUUCUUGGUAAACUUACCUAUCAGAUAAAUAUGUUUGUCUUUAUUUAUUUAAGAAAAGAAAUGAAGAUAGACACACGCUUACCCGGUAGGUAAGUUAAUAAAAAGUUGGAACAACCGGCCCUUAAUCUUUCUUUAUCGGACACGUAUAUCUAGAAUAGAAGCAAAUAGGCCAGAUUGUGUGUGGAAUUUGUUAAAAAAAGAAAAGUAUGGUACUUUAAAAGUGUUAUAUGAAUUUGUUAAGAAAACAGACAGAAUAAUAUCUAUUAAUCAAAAUUAGAAUAUUUUAAAUUAUUCGAAAUCAAUAGAACAAGGAGUGUCAUGUAUCUAAUCGCAAAUCAGACACGCUAAACUUUCCAAAGAAAAGUAUACGCAUGUCUCGGGUUUUAUUUCUCCUAUUUACUCAACUUGCAAAAUUUAAGCCAUUUUUGCUAACUCUGUUAUCUAAUUGUGUUAUUAUCGUUUGUAAAGCCAUUUAUGCUAAUAUCUUGUGUACAGUUGGAAUCUUCUUUUUUAUUAUAGCAUAUGACAUAGCACGUUUUGCAUCGCUUCGCACUUUUGCGGAAAGCUACGACGUGAUAUAUGUAUGAAUUAGUACUCUAAAAUGAAACGGAACUUUACUCUUAUCCCUGUAUUUUUGUGUACAGUUAAGUUGUACGCCUAAUAGAAACUUCCUGUUGCUGAGUGUUUCUUUCAUUAGGUUGCUGCGGGAAGUGCAAAUCCGGAAGAGUCUUUCGAAAGCCAUUAAUGAUUCUACUUCAAUUAUUAGAGCGACUAGAUCACAAAAAGGGUACAUGAGAGAUUUGUUAAGCGAAGAGGAAAGGCAGUCGAAAACUAAACUUUUGCACAAAUUGUACUUUUUAUUAUAUAUAACAAUAAGUUUUUUUAUUAUUAACAUAUGAACUUGCAAAUAAUUUAAAGGUGCUAUUAUAUUUAUUACAUGACAAAUUUUUCAGAUAUGUUGAUUGGCUGUAGAACAUUCAUAUAUAAUAGAGAAAGGCCGCUAAUAUAAUAGAUAGACAUAAGCCUUUUAAAGCUGCACCUUUUUUUCCUCGAAAAUUAAACAUUGCACUGUAUUAAUAUUGAUGAAAACAUAAUCUGUUUAAUUAAUUAAAAAAAUAAAAACCCAUAAUUUAUUCAUUCUUUAAUGACUUUUUUCUGUAUAAAAAUCGAUUAAAAAUGAAUUUAAUCUGAUCUAAUCUUUAUAGCUGCACUACAUUUUGCGUCUCGCAACCAGCAUAAAGUAUUUGUAUAACUUACAAGAAAAGUUUUAUAUUAAAGUGAAAGGUCUAAGAAUCUUAUAUUCAUUAACUUGUAAAUAUUUUCUACAAAUAGAAAAGAAAAGAAAAAUGUAAACUUAUACUUAUCCUACAUACUUUUCAUGGAUGUUAAUUUCUGGUUAUAAUGCGCGAAAACAAUUGUUACAAAAUAUAAAAGAAUGUUAUAAAAUCGUUAUAUCAUUUAAAAACACUUUCUAGUUUACAUUUGUAUUCAGAGUUUUAUUUUUAGCUUUUGUUUAAGAAAUACUAUUCAAAAACAAAGUGAUAUAUCGAUAACCUUCCUCUAUCGGCUUCAAGUUCUUGCUGCUUUGAGCUGUGAUCGGUCAUCGCGCACAAGCCUAAUUUACUCGAAUGAAAUUACAUUAAAAUGAAUACAAGAAUAUGUUUUUACGAAUAAAAAAAUAUAUAAAGAUUUCAAUUCGAAAAAAUCUUCGAAAAAGCAUGGCUGGUUAUUUUUUAUCGACUGGUGUAGCUACGAGAAAUUGCGAUUUCGAUUUUCGAUUUUAUUUGGCGAGCGCGGCCAUGCAUGCGGUUGCGUAAAAAUCAUGAAAAAUAAUAUGUCCUUCCUGCCUGAUGUCCGCGCGCGCGAAUGUUUCCAUACGCGCCUGGACGCGUGUGCGUGCGCCCGGGCGCGUGUGCAUGUGGGUAACACGCGGCGACGCGAUUCCGCCGUUCUUUCGACCCGCGACGCGGCCUCGCCGACUGGCGCCGCCGGUCUGGCAACGUCGCGGGCGGCAUAGAUUCCGCUCCGCAACCGCAACCGCACGUUCGCCGCCGGGCCGCCAUGAUACCAAAGCCGUACUGGCCGUGCAACGGUUUCUCCGCAGUGACGCGCAAGCCGCUGCCGACACGACAACGCCGGACGACCGACGGCGCACUGCGGCUGCUAUUCCGUUACCGAUUUCGAUCACUUUCGCAUAUUCGCCAAUUAACACCAGCGACCGCCGUGGUCUUGGUGCUCCAUCUCCGUCGAUCGAGCUCUUUUUAUCCAAGUUCGAGUUCUUCACGUGGAAUUUCGAUUCGUAUUUUCGUCGUCUCUAUUUUUGAGACGCGUUUUCCGUGUUCGAAGGGACUCGGAACACGAUUUCCGGAGAAAUUUCGAGAAAUUACUAACAAUAAUUUUGCCGCGUGGUGCGAGAUCGAGUUGCGAAGCGAAAGGACGACCGAGCGGAGUAAUUGGAGGAAGGAAAAAGAAACUCUUGGUGACUCUCUAUGAGCAUGUUCGACACGGAGAGGUUCAUCGAGGAGAUAGAGAGACGGCCGGCGAUCUACGAUGUGAAUCGCGGCGAGUACAACGACCGUAACGCCAAGAUGACCGCGUGGGACGAGGUCUGCCAGGUGAUGGUACCGAAUUGGGCGCGCUUGACGGACGAGGAGAGAAAUGUGGAAGAGAAAAAUUUGCGCGGGAAAUGGAGGAACAUACGAGAUUACUUCAUGAAAGAGCUCAAACUUCAGAAGGCGCAGAAAUCUGGGCCCGCCGGCCGGAAACGAAAGAAGUACAUGUACUUCGAUCGAUUGCUGUUCCUCAUGCCAACAGUCGAGAAUAAGAGGGUUUCCACGAUCAUCACUCCUCCUUGCAAAUCGGAGGAAAGCGAGGGGGAGAUGGACAAUCCCAUGAUCGAGGAAUACGACCCUCUCACUCAGACUGCUUCCAUAACGGGUAGUCGCGAGUAUCUUCAGGCGGGUACACCCUCGUAUAAGGUGUGUCCGCGUUAUUCGAAACAGCUCUGCGAGACAUCCUUCACGCCAUUCGACAACGAGAUACACGACAUCCUCUCCUCGCACAGUAGUCAGCGCGUCACCGUUGACGAGGAUGACUACGACAAGAUGUUCCUCCUUUCACUGCUGCCAAUAAUCAGACAAAUACCGGAGGAGAAGAAGCUGGAUGUUAGGAUACAGAUGCAGCAAGUUCUAGCCUCUGCGCUGCGUUCAUCCGAUAAUAAUAUAUGAAGCGUUCGACGUGCAUUUUUGGGGAAAGAAAAAUGGCUAUAGUCGAAUUUGAGCCUUUAGUUUUUAAAUCUCUAUUAGCUUGUAAGGUUUUAUAAAUUUAAAUGGUGAAUAAACAAAUUAAAAAAUUUAUAUAUAAAAUCAGAAAUCACUACAUCUUAAUUUUGAUUCUAAUUUAAGAUAAUAAAAAUUAUUUUGUCUAUAAUGUCUUAUGUUUACAUUCGGUAAUGUACUUUGAUACAUACAAAAUAUUACGUAAGUUAAAGUAAAUUGUAAAUAUAUACUUAUUUUAAUUAAGAUAUGAUAAUUGCAAUUUUGUAACUAUUGUAUAUGAUGUAGAAUAAGGAUUGUGCCGAAAUAACUUAGCAUAAAUCAAUUAUGAAAUAUUUUAGGCUAAGUAAUGAAUAAAUAUUAGAUUAUAUAUUUUAAAUUAUAUAUAAAGUAAGCAUGGAUAUGAAAUACUGCGUCUGUGAUAUUAUGCUCUCAUUAAUUGAAGAGACGAAGACGAAUAUGUCAUGCAAUCUUACCUAAUAUUCAAUUUAAAUAUAUAUAUAUAUAUCAUAUA
Monomorium pharaonis (pharaoh ant) is the source of this 5664-nucleotide messenger RNA. RefSeq lists its product as uncharacterized. Gene Ontology annotation, molecular function: DNA binding. The coding region runs from base 4365 to 5102 and encodes 245 amino acids. Gene Ontology annotation, biological process: regulation of transcription by RNA polymerase II. Gene Ontology annotation, cellular component: transcription regulator complex; nucleus. The transcript has 3 exons. The record is from RefSeq and is a predicted model, not a curated record. NCBI's taxonomy places the organism in Eukaryota, Metazoa, Arthropoda, Insecta, Hymenoptera, Formicidae.